Molecule: messenger RNA, 1295 nt
Organism: Pogonomyrmex barbatus (red harvester ant)
Lineage: Eukaryota; Metazoa; Arthropoda; Insecta; Hymenoptera; Formicidae
Product: PRKR-interacting protein 1 homolog
Biological process (GO): negative regulation of protein kinase activity
Cellular component (GO): nucleolus
Molecular function (GO): protein kinase binding; double-stranded RNA binding; protein kinase inhibitor activity
Source: RefSeq, a predicted model, not a curated record
AAAUAUUUAUACAUUUAUAUCCAUAAUAUGUAUGUUUUGCCAAUGUCACGAGCUGCAGCAGUGCAUGUAACACUAUAGAUUGAUUCUAGAUAUGUUAUACGAUGGGUUAUCUGAUAGUACAUUUUUUGAAGCUCUAUAGUUUCCCUAGCCAAUAACCAAUCAUAUGACAUCUGAGUGUUUUUUGUUAGAAAACAUCCAUAGGAACAUGUAUAUAUGUUAUAUAGAAAAAAAAUCAUCUAGAGAUAGGUAUCUGAAGACGCAAGAGUCUAUGGCUCGCAAUUUGUUAUUGGAAAAGCUAACCAACGAAACCCUAGAAAAAAAAAAAAACAAAAGUUUGUAUUGAAUUUUUAUAUUAACGACGAAAGAAAAUGUCAGAUAACAAAGAGAAGGACGAAGAGAAACCUGUGGUGCCAAAAACCGCUGUAGAUCUGCAAAGAUUAAAACUAAUGAAACUAAUGAAGAACAUAGACAAACCAGUUAUAUUGCCGGAACGUCCAAAAGCCAAGAGUACACCUUCUGUACCGGAAUUUGUUCGUAAUGUUAUGGGUAGCAGUGCUGGAGCAGGUAGCGGAGAGUUCCACGUGUACAGACACUUACGACGUAAGGAAUAUGCACGACAAAAAUUUAUUCAGGAGAAAGCACAUAAGGAACUUUUGGACGACGAAUAUCAUCAGAAAUUGGAGGAGAAUAAAAGAUUAGCGGAAGAGGCAACAGCGAAAAGACGUGCUAAGAGAUUGAAAAAGAAACAAGGACGUAAGCAAAGGAAACGUAUGAAAAUUAAGAAAGAAGACAACACUGUUGUGGAUGAAAAGAAUAGUGAAGAUGAUAGUUCAGAUGACGAUGAAGAAAUCAGAACUAUAGAUAGUAGUAACGCAUCUAAUGAAAAUGAUAGUUCCAAAAAUAUAUCUACAAGUGAUAGUGAAACGAAAAUUAUAACGGAAAAAGAAUUAUUAACAUCUGAGACAGAAAAUCAAGAAGAUACUUUAAAAACAUCACAUGAAGUAUCAAAUCAAAACAGUCAAUGUGAAAAUGGGACAUGACAUGUAUGUUAACAUCCUAAUAUUUUUCUUAUUAGAUAUAUGUACAUAAUCAUGUAAUAUAUGUAAUCUAUUUAUCACUUGUUAGUUUAUUCAUUUAUUAGAAUUAAAUUACAAUUAUAAUACAAGUCAAUUUACAUUAUAUUUUUCUGCAAGUAAUGUUAAAAUAAUUUACAUUAUUUUUUAAAUAUUUUUUAUAAACAUGUUUGUUAUCAAGAUUUUUUUUAGCAAAAACUGUAAAUUGUAAUAAAUAAUUAG